AUGGAAGAAUUUCAGGGUGCAUUAAAUAGCUUUCAAAAGGACUGGUUACAGUUGCAAGAAAAGCACUCAUCACUGGUUAUGUCACUGUACAAACUCAAGGAGGAAGAGACAAGUUGCGUCCGUAGUGUUAAACAUUGUCGAAAGUAUAUGAAACUUUUGAAGCAUGAAAUUGCAAGUCUUCAAAAGAAUGCUACGGGUGAUGAGAUUACCAUACUUGAAAAAGCCAAAAUCGAUAUUCUUAAGAAAGAGUAUGUUUUACGGGAUAUUGAAGAUGUUUUACCUCGAACACCAGGUUUGUAUUUGCGUAUCGUACUUGGAGCUCUUAAUAUAUCGUUUGCUAACAAGGAGGACAAAUUCAGAUACAAGAAUGAUUACGAACGGUUCAAAAUCAUUAUUUCGGGAAUAUGUGCAUUUUUGGCGUUUCUGCUAUACUUUUACGUUCAGAAUAGAAUUGUGGAUACUAUUUUUCAUUUUCUAUUGGUAUGGUACUAUUGCACACUAACUAUUCGCGAACGCAUUCUUAUUGCCAAUGGGUCACGCAUUAAAGGGUGGUGGAAUAUAUCUCAUUUUAUGUCAACAGCCUAUUCUGGUAUUAUGCUUAUCUGGCCUAGAUCUCGUUCGUAUGAUGAAUUUCGUGAUCAGUUCAUGCUUUUUUGCUUAUACCUAAAUCUUGUUCAUUUUAUACAAUUUCAAUAUCAAAUAAGUUGCCUGUAUAAACUUCGUACUUUGGGUUGUCGACAUCCAAUGGAUAUAACUGUUGAUGGUUUCAUGUCAUGGAUGUUUCGUCGAAUUACGUUCGUCCUACCUUUCCUAUUUGUAGUAUACGGUUUUGAACUAUACAUGGCUUAUAAUCUUUACGUCAUAUCCCAACAGAGCUAUUGUCACGAAUGGCAGGUACCUGCUGUAUCAAUCAUUUAUUUCAUACUAGCAAUGGGCAGUAUUGUGACAGUUUUACAAGUGAUACGUCAAAAGAUUUGUGCACCACCACCUAUUGUACUUCAUGAUCAUUUAACGAAAAAGUAUAGUUUUGCUGUACCAAAUGAAAAAUUUAAGGCUUAUGACGAAUUCGGUGAUAAUGAUGAUACAACAACAGAAAAGGUCAUCACAUGA
Messenger RNA from Schistosoma intercalatum, 1110 nucleotides. The record is from the annotation of a GenBank genome assembly. NCBI's taxonomy places the organism in Eukaryota, Metazoa, Platyhelminthes, Trematoda, Strigeidida, Schistosomatidae.